Molecule: messenger RNA, 1426 nt
Organism: Corylus avellana
Lineage: Eukaryota; Viridiplantae; Streptophyta; Magnoliopsida; Fagales; Betulaceae
Product: Cysteine proteinases superfamily protein
Biological process (GO): proteolysis
Molecular function (GO): cysteine-type peptidase activity
Source: RefSeq, a predicted model, not a curated record
UAAAACCGGCCUUGCAAUUAGGUUUUCAAAGCCAGAUUCGACGGUCCAGAUUCUUCCACACAGUCAAACUUGCACCGAGUCACUUCUACGGCGAAACUCUCUCACUAAGCCUCGAACUAUCGAUGAGGAAGGGAAAGAGAUCCUCACGGUCAAACUUGCACCGAAUCACUUCUACGGCGAAACUCUCUCACUAAGCCUCGAACUAUCGAUGAGGAAGGGAAAGAGAAAGCUCGUCCCGGAGAUUAUCUCAAUCGACGGCGAUACGUCCGCUUCUGAGAAUGUUGUAGUGUCCUUGUCUGCUUGCAAAAGGACGGGUGAACAAGAAGCUGAAGAUCUAAGGAGGAGCUUUGCAUUAACAAGGACUUUAACUCCCUUUUUUCCUCGCGGUCAACGAUCAAAGAGGAGAGCUAACAUUAAGUAUGCUAUUUCUAAGCAAAAGAAGCUAGAUAGUGGAGCUUUUGGAUGUCACUUUGAGAAAUUAUGGGGAAGCUUUUCUGAAGAUAAGAGGACCUCCUUUACGUACCUUGACUGCUUAUGGUUUUACUUGUAUAGGAGACAACCCUAUAAAGCCAAGGUGCUAACAUGGAUUAAGAAGAAGCACAUUUUUUCAAAGAAAUAUGUUUUGGUUCCUAUUAUUUGCUGGCAUCACUGGAGCCUCUUGAUCUUCUGCCACUUUGGUGAGAGCUUGCAAUCAAAAACCAGAACACCAUGCAUGUUAUUGCUAGAUUCGCUCCAAAUGGGAAAUCCAAGGCAAGUUGAACCAGAUAUAAGAAAGUUUGUGUUGGACAUUUAUAAAGCAGAGGGCAGGCCUGAGAAUGAGGACUUUAUCCAUCGAAUUCCUCUCCUGGUGCCUAAGGUUCCUCAACAGACAAAUAAUGAGGAAUGCGGCAGAUUUGUUCUUUACUUUAGUAAAUUGUUCGUGGAAGGCGCUCCGGAGGAUUUUAGGGUUGAGGAUUAUCCUUACUUUAUGAACGAAAAUUGGUUUACCCCUAAAGGCUUGGAGAGCUUCUGCGAGAAACUUGGCACCUUGAAUGGUUUACCCCUAAAGGCUUGGAGAACUUCUGGGAGACUUGGGAUCUUGAAAAAGAAAACGUGAUGUUUACAAGCUAAGCUUUGUUAGAUGAAAUGACUUUCUGUUGACCCUAAAUUCGAUUGCAGAUGGCUUGAUGAGUUGAGGUUUUGCUAGCCCUUUGUAGAUAGCAUGAUAGGUUUAGUUUUAGUGGUGCAUGAGGAAAUUGGCUUGUGUGUCCACGGAUUUACUUCCUGUGCCAUGUCAACGAGGUAUACAUGUAGGUUAUGAAUAGGAUCCUUUCAGGUCAAGAUUUUAUCUGAUUGCAUCUAUGUAAGAUCACGUUAUUUAAAAAUUUUAAAUGACAUGACAACACAUUCACCUCAUAAAAAUAUAUUUAUUAUUGAAUAUGUAAAA